UUUAAUUGAAAAAAGAUAAACGUUACUUUCUAUAUCCUUCAUUUAUUGAACUUUUUCCUUCAUUUUCAUGGUUUCCAACUUCGUACUUGUCAACAACCCAAAGCUUAACAACCAUACUUCGUGAAUAACAACAGACGUCCAAACAUCGGUGAACUCCCAUAAACUGCCUCAAGGUAAACCAGUUGACACAGAGAUCGAAAAUGGCCACCAAAAAGAUCCCAUUGAAGAUUCGUUUCCUAAUCGGGGCGCAUAAAAUCGUCAGUAACACCUUUUGCCACUCCAAUCAAACCGUAAACCGCUCACUUCUCACUCUCUUCGAUUUCACGAACACUCCCGACAAGAUUCCUCGCCAUGGAGUCUCCUCUUCCGACACCCUCAUCGACGUCUCUCGAAAUCUCUGGAUACGUCUCUUCACGCCGCCCGCCGGAGACCAGGCCGGUCUUCGCCCAGUCAUCGUAUACUUCCAUGGCGGGGGAUUCACUUUCUUUACCCCUGCCUCAUUUGUCUACGACAAUUUCUGUCGCCGCCUGGUAAGGGAGCUUGGAGUCGUCGUCGCCUCCGUCAAUUAUCGUCGUUCGCCGGAGUAUCGCUAUCCAAUCCAAUACGAUGACAGUUUCGACGCCUUGAAAUUCAUUGAUGAUAAUUUCGAUAAGUGCUUCCCUUCCGGAUUUGCCGAUCCCAAGAGGUGUUUCUUAGCGGGAGACAGCGCCGGCGGUAAUUUGGCUCAUCACGUGGCGGCGAGAGCUAGUGAGCACGAGUUUCGGAAUCUGAAGAUCAAAGGCAUGGUAGCAAUACAACCGUUUUUCGGAGGAGAAGAAAGGACGGAAUCGGAGAUCCGAAAUGGCGGGUCGUCAUCAGCUCUCCCACUAAAGCGUACGGACUGGUUCUGGAAGGCGUUUUUGCCGGAGGGAACAGAUAGAGACCAUCCGGCGGCGAACGUUUCUGGCCCGAAUGCGGUAGAGAUUUCGGGGAUGAAGUUUCCGGAUACACUGGUUAUUGCGGGUGGAUUGGAUCCACUGCUGGAUUGGGAGAGAAAGUACAUGGAAUGGUUGAAGAAAGGAGGAAAAGAGGUCGAGUUGGUGGAGUACGAAAAUAUGUUUCAUGGUUUCGUGGUUUUUGAAGAGUUGACUGAAUCAUGUUUAGCUCUCGAGAAGAUGAAGGAUUUCAUUCAAAAGCGUUAGGCUUCUUCCAGCUGAAUCAGCUUUCAGGCUUCACCUACUUUAAUUAGUAUAACUAUAAAUAAUUAUGAAAAUAAUAAUUAUUAAUAGUUGUUUGAUCUCGAAAUUGUUUGCAGAAAUCUCAAUUUUUUUUUUUUUU
Carica papaya (papaya) is the source of this 1317-nucleotide messenger RNA. Lineage: Eukaryota; Viridiplantae; Streptophyta; Magnoliopsida; Brassicales; Caricaceae. The record is from RefSeq and is a predicted model, not a curated record.